AACUUCUGUCCUUUCCUUUUCCCACAAUUUCUCAAUUGGGAAAAGACUAGAGAGAGGCCGAGAGGAAUGAAAAUGCGCACAGAAGGGUGAAAAUUGGGUGGAAGGUCUAGCUGUAGCGAUGAACAACAGCGUAAAGCAUGAUCGAGAGCCCCAGCCUCAGCCUCAGCCACCUCAGCAACAGCCGCAGCCCCAGCGUAGGCCCCGUGGCUUCGCCGCGACGGCAGCCGCUGCGGCGGCAUUGGGCGUCGCCAGCGGUGGCAAAGGGAAGAAGGAGAAGUAGCGCACCAAAUUGAGGGAACGCCACCGCCGUGCCAUCACCAGCCGCAUGCUCGCUGGUCUCCGACAGUACGGCAAUUUUACCCUCCCUGCUCGUGCUGACAUGAACGACGUCCUCGCUGCGCUUGCCCGUGAAGCUGGUUGGACUGUAGAGGCCGACGGCACCACCUACCGCACUUCUCCACCUCCCUCACAAGCGGCACCAUAUCCUGUUAGGUCUGUUGAAAGUUCGCUGUCUGCUAAUUCAUUGAAAAAUUGCUCCACCAAAGCAUCAGUAGACUGUUCUCAAUCUAUUCUUAGAAUAGAUGAGAGUUUGUCACCAGCAUCUCUUGAUUCUGUUGUAGUUGCAGAGAGGGAUUCAAAGACUGAUAAAUAUACACAUGUGAGCCCCAUUAAUUCACCUGAAUGCUUGGAAGCUGAUCAGCUUAUACCAGAUAUUCAUUCUGGAGAUGAUUUUUCAGGAACACCAUAUGUGCCUAUCUAUGUUAUGCUCACUGCUGGUGUUAUCAAUACUUUCUGUCAGUUGGUUGAUCCAGAAGGCAUUAGACAGGAGUUAAGACAUCUGAAGUCUUUACAUGUAGAUGGAGUAGUUGUACAUUGUUGGUGGGGUAUUGUUGAAGGAUGGAGCCCACAGAAAUACAUAUGGUCCGGGUAUAGAGAUCUAUUUAACAUCAUCCGAGAGGUCAAGCUGAAAUUGCAGGUUGUAAUGGCAUUUCAUGAAUGUGGGGGACACGGUUCUGGUGAUAUGUUGAUCUCUCUCCCAAAGUGGGUUUUGGAGAUUGGAAAAGAUAACCAAGAUAUAUUUUUCACAGAUCGUGAAGGAAGGAGAAAUACCCAGUGUUUGUCAUGGGGCAUUGACAAAGAACGGGUGCUAAAAGGAAGAACUGGUAUUGAGGUUUAUUUUGACUUCAUGAGAAGUUUCCGGACAGAGUUUGAUGACUUGUUUGCAGAGGGCCUUAUUUCUGCUGUUGAGAUUGGACUGGGUCCUUCUGGGGAGCUAAAGUACCCUUCAUUCCCAGAAAGGAUGGGAUGGAGAUAUCCUGGUAUCGGUGAGUUUCAGUGUUAUGACAAAUAUAUGCAGCAGAGCUUACGAAAAGCAGCAAAGUUGCGUGGACACUCUUUUUGGGCAAGGGGGCCUGAUAACGCUGGCCAAUAUAAUUCCAGACCACACGAAACUGGUUUUUUCUGUGAUCGAGGUGAUUAUGAUAGCUACUAUGGGCGAUUUUUCCUCAAUUGGUAUUCACAGGCCCUAAUAGACCAUGCAGAUAAUGUGUUAUCCCUUGCGAACCUUGCAUUUGAGGAGACACAAAUAAUUGUCAAGAUUCCAGCAAUUUAUUGGUGGUACAGAACUACAAGCCAUGCAGCGGAACUCACUGCAGGAUAUUAUAAUCCUACAAAUCAAAAUGGCUAUUCUCCAAUUUUCGACAUUCUUAAGAAACACAGUGUAACGUUGAAGUUUGUCUGUUCAGGACUGCACGUCUCUCCACAAGAAAAUAAUGAAGCAUUUGCAGAUCCAGAAAGUUUGACGUGGCAGGUCCUAAAUUCAGCCUGGGAUCGGGGAUUGACUCUAGCGGGUCAGAAUGCAGCUCCGUGCUAUGAUAGAGAAGGGUACAUGAGACUCCUGGACAGUGCGAAACCUAGAAACAAUCCUGAUCACCGCCACGUGUCGUUCUUUGUGUAUCAACAACCUUCUUCUCUGCUUCAUAAUGGGAUUUGCUUCUCGGAUUUGGAUUCUUUCAUAAAAUGCAUGCAUGGCUCUACUUUUCAGGAGAAAUUGCAGGUGAUGUACAACCAUGAUUUGACUGAACAUUCAUUGCCAACUUCUUGUGCUUAUGCGGAAAGUGAAGAAAAGGAAAAGGAGCAAAGAGAAAGAGUUACUGGUUCUAAGCAUGAAAUAUAGGAGAAAGUAAACCCUUCUGUAUUCUUAUUUAAAUGUUCUUUCCCAAAACAAAACGAUUCCUUGGUUUCCUUGUAUCAUGCUCCAUGCAAUUCAAUCGUUGGUUGUGUUUUGGUUCCUUCACCCAA
Molecule: messenger RNA, 2301 nt
Organism: Nelumbo nucifera (sacred lotus)
Lineage: Eukaryota; Viridiplantae; Streptophyta; Magnoliopsida; Proteales; Nelumbonaceae
Gene: BMY2
Product: beta-amylase 2
Biological process (GO): polysaccharide catabolic process
Molecular function (GO): beta-amylase activity
Source: RefSeq, a predicted model, not a curated record